Molecule: messenger RNA, 939 nt
Organism: Dipodomys ordii (Ord's kangaroo rat)
Lineage: Eukaryota; Metazoa; Chordata; Mammalia; Rodentia; Heteromyidae
Product: olfactory receptor 10C1
Exons: 1
Coding region: 1-939 (312 amino acids)
Biological process (GO): G protein-coupled receptor signaling pathway
Cellular component (GO): membrane
Molecular function (GO): olfactory receptor activity; G protein-coupled receptor activity
Source: RefSeq, a predicted model, not a curated record
AUGAAUGCAAACACCUCCACGGUGACGGAAUUCAUCCUGGUGGGCUUCUCCCGCCUGGCCCACCUGCAGGGCUUGCUCUUCUCCCUCUUUCUCACUGUCUACCUGCUCACCGUGGCCGGCAACCUCCUCAUCGUCCUGCUGAUCUCCACCGACGCCGCCCUCCAGUCGCCCAUGUACUUCUUCCUGCGGAUCCUCUCGGCCCUGGAGAUCUGCUACACCUCUGUCACCGUGCCCUUGCUGCUGGGGCACCUGCUCACGGGCCAGCGCCGCAUCCCUCGCACGGGCUGCGCGCUCCAGAUGUUCUUCUUUCUCUUCUUCGGGGCCACGGAAUGCUGUCUCCUAGCAGCCAUGGCCUACGACCGCUACGCGGCCAUCUGCGCGCCCCUGCGCUACCCGCUGCUGCUGAGCCGCCGGGUGUGCGUGCAGCUAGCCGGCUCCGCCUGGGCCUGCGGGGCCAUGGUGGGCCUGGGCCACACCUCCUUCAUCUUCUCCUUGCCUUUCUGUGGCCCCAACGCCAUCCCUCACUUCUUCUGCGAGAUCCAGCCCGUGCUGCAGCUGGUGUGUGGGGACACGUCCCUGAACGAGCUGCAGAUUAUCCUGGCCGCAGCCCUCAUCAUCCUCUGCCCCUUCGGCCUCAUCCUGAGCUCCUACGGGAGAAUCCUGGCUACCAUCUUUCGGAUCCCCUCGGCCACGGGCCGACGCAAGGCCUUCUCCACCUGCUCCUCUCACCUGAUCGUCGUCUCCCUCUUCUAUGGCACUGCCAUCUUUAUUUACAUCCGUCCUAAGGCCAGCUAUGACCCAGCCACCGACCCCUUGCUGUCCCUCUUCUAUGCUGUGGUCACUCCUAUCCUCAAUCCCAUCAUCUACAGCCUGCGGAACGCGGACGUCAAGGCUGCCCUAAAGAGAACCAUCCAGAAGAUGGGCCCUGCAGAGAUUUGA